CUAGACCAGUUGCGCGUGCGUUCACGGUGACUGAUAAACGGAUAACGGAUAUCAGUUUUUUAUUUUUUUGUCUGAUAGCGUAAUGUUAUUGACGCAGUUUUGUUGUAUUUAUCCUCGGUUUUCCUCGAUCUUCUUCCACUAACUGUAGGCGUUGAAUACAUUUUUGUCCACCACAAUAUUGAUUAACCACCUUCGAAAUUGUGGCGGACCUCCUUCACGAUGCAAAACUCAACGUCGAUGGUCUUGAGACAUUAUUUACGACGUCGUUGUGUGCGUUCCGCGUCAAGUGUGGCGAGUUUUGACUGGGAAGAUGCACUAAACAUCGAUCACAAUUUAACGGACGACGAACGACAGUUGAAAUCUUCGUUCAGGGACUUUUGUCAAAAAGCACUCAUGCCUAGAAUAAUUAAAUCAAAUCGUGACGGCGUGUAUGAAAAGGAAGUGCUCAAAGAAAUGGCGUCAAUGGGCGCAUUAGGAUGUACUAUUGGGGCCUACGGUUGUACCAAAGUGUCACAGGUCGGAUACGGUCUCAUUGCUAGAGAAGUGGAAAGAGUCGACAGUGCAUAUAGAUCCGCCCUGAGCGUCCAGUCGUCGCUGGUCAUGCACGCGAUUCACGCGUACGGCACCGAAGAGCAGCGGGAACGGUACCUGCCGCGGCUGGCCUCCGCUGACCUGGUGGGCAGCUUUUGCCUGACCGAACCAAACGCCGGCAGUGACAUCGGGACGAUGGAGAGCAAAGCCAAGUACAACGCGGACACUAAAUCCUACGUCUUAAACGGCGCUAAGACGUGGAUAACCAACGCACCGGUGGCUGACGUGUUUGUGGUGUGGGCCAGGUGCGAUGACGGUCGCGUCCGAGGGUUCUUGGUGGAAAAGGGCACAGCAGGCCUUUCGACUGCCGUCAUACCCGGAAAGAUGUCUCUGAGAGCGUCCAGCACCGGGUCUGUGUACAUGGACAAUUGUGUGGUGCCUGAGGACAGCCUUCUGCCCGGUGCCACGGGUAUGGGAGGACCUUUCAGCUGUCUGAACCACGCCCGGUACGGCAUUGCGUGGGGAGCUUUCGGGGCGGCCGAAGCGUGCUUGUCCGUUUCCCGGACAUACUGCCUGGAUCGCAAACAAUUCGGCAAACCGUUGGCCGCCACGCAACUGAUCCAGAAGAAAUACGCCGACAUGGUCACUGAGAUAUCCAUCGGCUUGCUGGCGUGUCUGCAGGUGGGAAGGUUAAAGGAACAAGGUUUGGCCACACCGGAAAUGAUAUCGCUGAUAAAGAGGAACUCCACCGGCAAAUCGUUGGACAUCGCGAGGUGGGCGAGGGACACGCUCGGGGGAAACGGUAUUAGUGACGAGUACCACGUGAUCCGACAUCUCAUAAAUCUGGAAACCGUUAACACCUACGAAGGUACCCACGACGUCCACGGCCUUGUAUUGGGCAGAGCGAUCACCGGUAUUCAAGCUUUCAAAUAGUGCGAUCGCCGACGGAUCGAAAACUUCGGACACGAGCUUAAGGAAAACAAAAAAAAAAAUUAGCUAUGCUAUGUUCCAAUUCAGUCAUUACAACGUUACCAAGUCGAGCUUCAUAAACCAAUAUUCGCCAUCGCGGUCAAUGAUUGGUAUAUACCUAUACAUAAUAUGCUUACGGCGUUCUUAUACCGUUUUUUUUUUGUUUUGUGCGUCUUAAAAUACGCGUACCAUUAUACCUUUAUAUUAAUACAAAAAUACAUUGUUUGUGCAUUGUGCGUAAUAAAAUAUUUUUAUCUUUAA
Myzus persicae (green peach aphid) is the source of this 1761-nucleotide messenger RNA. Its product is annotated as glutaryl-CoA dehydrogenase, mitochondrial. Gene Ontology annotation, cellular component: mitochondrial inner membrane. Gene Ontology annotation, molecular function: flavin adenine dinucleotide binding; glutaryl-CoA dehydrogenase activity; fatty-acyl-CoA binding. The coding region runs from base 220 to 1464 and encodes 414 amino acids. The transcript has 4 exons. Lineage: Eukaryota; Metazoa; Arthropoda; Insecta; Hemiptera; Aphididae. Gene Ontology annotation, biological process: fatty-acyl-CoA biosynthetic process; fatty acid beta-oxidation using acyl-CoA dehydrogenase. The record is from RefSeq and is a predicted model, not a curated record.